Molecule: messenger RNA, 13324 nt
Organism: Columba livia (rock pigeon)
Lineage: Eukaryota; Metazoa; Chordata; Aves; Columbiformes; Columbidae
Gene: PIK3R5
Product: phosphoinositide-3-kinase regulatory subunit 5
Exons: 19
Coding region: 8141-10696 (851 amino acids)
Biological process (GO): G protein-coupled receptor signaling pathway; positive regulation of MAP kinase activity
Cellular component (GO): phosphatidylinositol 3-kinase complex, class IB
Molecular function (GO): 1-phosphatidylinositol-3-kinase regulator activity
Source: RefSeq, a predicted model, not a curated record
GACAGGACACAAAAACAAAAAACCACAACAACAAACAAAAAACCAUCACCGUAAAAACCAAUCCAGAACCCCACCCUGUGGAGUAGGGAGCAACAUGGCAUAUAUUUUGGGAGGGUCAGGAAGUCUUGGGAAGAGUUUGGAGAGGCACUAGAAAAGCUGAGUCAGUGGAACAAAGAAUAGCUGAUGAGAAUUUUUCAUGAUAUCACUGUUUCCCUUUGUGUUUGAUGCUAUCCUAAAUAUGAUAGUGCCACCCACGUGUAUUCUUGCACAGUAAAAAUGGAUUUUCCUCGAGGGCCAUGUCCAAAGAAGCCCAAUGCACACAGCAACCGUCAUAGGAAGUGUGUGGGAGAGCUGGGGUUGAGGUCUGUACCCAGAGGUGGUUGGUGCUGGGCUCCCUCCCAAGCUGAGGGCUUUGUUGCAGGAUCCUCAGUUUGGUAAGGAACCCAGUGUCUUUAGCCACAGUGAAGCCUUCAGCUUGGGAAGGAGCUCAGCAUGGACCUCGUCCCCAGCUGUCCCACAUGCUUUUGGGAGGGUGUCUCCUGCUGAGCAUGGGAACACCUGGAGUCUUGUCCCCUUUGCCCCACAUGAGUGGCCGUAAGACCCUUUCCACGGGGAUGUCUCCUUUCGGUCUGUCCCACCAGGAUGAGCAGCCACCCUGGGGAGUGUUGGGAGGAACCAUUUGACACUGUUGUGUCAUUCACUUCCUUCUUAGCAGGGACAGCUUGGGCUGCUGCCUUUAUUUUGGGAAGCACCUUUUUUUUCUCUAAAUGAUGCAUUUGCUGCUUUUGUUUUGGUGGUUUUUCCCCCUGGUUGUCUCCUGUGACACACAGCCACUUCUCUGCUGAACUUCCACCUUCCCUGGAGUUUCCGUGACAUAGGGCUGACGGCAUCCGGCACCCAGCACGGCUUUGCCAACCACCACCGCUAUCUCCAGCCUGAAUCUUCUUGGGGCUUAACUUGACACUGGGCUUGUAAUGGGCUCUGAUACUGGACGAAACUUUAACCUUCACUGCUGUGAUAAAGACUGAUACAAGCUAAAAUUAACUCUUGCAUCAUGUGGUGAGGGGUUUUCAUAGUUGGCUCCAGGAACAAUUACAAUUUCUCUCUGAAAAGCAAGUGUGUAUAACUGGUCUUUUUUUACUCAGAUCAGCCAUGGCUCAUUUCUGCUGUCUUUUGAGGAGAAAGAUGGAGGGUUUUCUUACCCUGGCUGACUUUUGCCGAAGCCACUCACCCGUGGACUGGUCGUGGAUGGGCUGGGGUUGCUGGUGUCCUGGGCUGUCUCUCUGCACCCAUCGCGGGCUGGGCGAGAGCAGGGUUCGGGUGCCAGGGAGGUGAUGCUGGCAGCAGAGGUGCUAUUGCUGAUGAAAGCCAGAGGAGGGGAGACGGGCUUGGCUUCGUGCUCCUGGCCAGAAAGCAAAGCACGGGCUGCAGAAACCUGCCAGCCUUAGUCUGGGGUGUCGGACCCUGGGGGGGUUGAACAGGCAUGGAGAUGAGGUUCUCAGGGACGUGGGUUAGUGCUGGUGUUGGGCUAAUGGUUGGACUCAAUGAUCUUAAAGGUCUCUUCCAACCAAAAUGAUUCUGUGGUUCUAAGGUGGGCAAAGCAUUGAUGGAGGGGAGAGAAAAAGAAGCACAGGGUAGGGCUGGAUUUUUUUUUUUCAGGAAGUUAUUGUUCAGCAUCAAGAUGUACUUUGCAAUAGUGAGGUCCAGGAAAUUCCCACAGACUGCUGUAGCUGCUCCUCUGGCUGGAGGCAGGAGGAUUGUCAAGGCAAUGGGGACAAGGAGGGCAGAUUGGAAGGGCCAUCAGGACUGGCAGGGCUGCUGAAGGUCUCCCUGGCCUUAUGGCAGGGACCACUGUCCCUCUGUCAUUCAGUUUGAGUCUGGUUUUGCUUGUUCUGCCUUCAAGGACAUGGGCACAGAUAGGUCUCCCCUUUACAGCAGCGUUUCUGUAAUGGAGUUUAUCCCAUUUCCCACCCCCAGCAGAGCAGGGCUUCAGUUUGAAGCUUGUCCUUCAGCAUCUCCAGGAAUGAGUCUUUUGCAGUUUCCUGCAGAAACCAUUGCAAAAAAUAAUGGACCUUAAUCUAACAACAUUUCUCCCUGUGCCUUUCACUUCCCGAAGCUCAGUACUUGAACAGUUCAAGAGUAUUGCACUACAGCAGCUAAAAAUAAUGGAAUAUGGAGAUGAAAGGCUCAGCCCAUGUUUUUAGCUGGAGAUGAAGGCAGCAUCUUGCCAAUGGUAAGAGCAUCUCCAAUUGAAAGGGCCUACAGUGAGUCACUGGGGCUGCGUACAGAUAAGUGUCUUUUUGGAGAAAGAGAGAAGGUACCAUCGCAACUGUUCUCGGUGAUGGCUCGGUGGGACUAAUUUAGAGGUUUGUAUUUCUCGGCAUCAAAAUACAUCACAGCUUUAAAGGGGUAGUGAGUGGAAUUCCCCUGUUAUCUGUUUGUCAAGAAUACACUAGAUCUUGUCCUGAAAAAUGGUAAUUGUAAAAAAGAACAUUUUAAAAAUAAGUCAAGAGGAAGUCUCAGUUUGCAGAAUGGGUGGUAGGGAGCUUUGCAGAUAAUUCUGCACUGGACACUAUCGCACUGUUGUGGUUUCAGUUUCCCCUAAGUGUUGCUGCUCGGGUAUAAAGCUGGUCAUGGUCUCAACGUAGCUGCCUGUUCACAUCGCUAACCUUGCAGCAGGGGAGAUGUUCAGUUACAGAAAGUCCCAGAGUAAGUUACAAGUACCUUCUGCUUGUAUGAGUCUGUGAUGUAUCAGCUUGUAUGUAUCUGUGAUGUCUCUCUGACCUACUGACCACCCUCCUUCUAACCCACCUCAGGUACCAUUGGCUUCCUGGCCACAAGGGCACAGUGCUGGCUCAUGGUCACCCUGCUGUCCCCAGGACCCCCAGGUCCCUUUCCCCUACACUGCUCUCUAAUAGGUCAUUCCCGAGCUUACACUGGAACCUGGGGUUGUUCCUGUCCAGAUUCAAGACUCUACACUUUUCCUUGUUAUAUUUCAUUCAAUUUUUCCCCGCCCAGCUCUCCAGCCUGUCCAGGUCUCUGAUGGCAGCACAGCUUCCAGUGUCAGCCGCUCCUCCCAGCUUGGUGUCACCAGCAAACUCGCUGACAGGCACUCUAUUCCCUCGUCCGAGUCAUCGAUGAGUGUAUCGAAUAGUACUGGUCCCAGUACCGACCCUUGUGGGACUCCACUAGAUACAGGCCUCCAACAACAUAAAGGCGGUUUCAAUCUGAAAUCACUAAAAUUUUGUUGUGGUUGCAUUUUGUACAUUUUAGGGGCAGUCCCACCUGCUUGUCUAACUUAUUAAAAAAUGACUGAAAGAAACCUGUGACUCAAGAGAGGAGAGGCAGCGACAGCCCCAGCAGCAGCAUUCGGUGAUGAUAUGAUCUUCCCAUGGGCACUUGGGUGCCGGGGCCUUCCUGGCUCCUCUGCCAUCACUUCAGAUCCUGCUUACCCAGCCUUAGCAGGUUGGGCAACAGAUCACAUCUUCCCUCCGGGAGUGAUGGGGAGGCGCUUGGUUAUAGGCGCAGUUCAGCUGAUUUCUUCAGUAACCUCAGGUGAGGGUCCACGGCUGGUCCUGCCAUGGCUGGUGGGAAUUUUGCUACUGGCUGAAGAGCUAAUGCAGCUUUGGCGUGGAAAUGAGACCUCUGCUGCCUUGGCCCACACACCACUGGUGUCUGUGACUGUCUUUUGCUAGCCCUCAUGUGCUCCAAGUAACUAAGUAACGGUGCGUUUAUUCUAGAUUAUCAGUACUCUACUGUAGUUAAUCUGUGAAAUAACCCGGUAAAAUUGACCUUGGGCAGUUUUAAAGCACACACUCCGUCUUCAAAGGUGGAAAGAACUCUCUGGUUUUACAGCAGAGACUUUAUAGUGGUGCACUUGUAAAGCUUUCUUGGACCAGUGGUUUAUUGAGAGCUGCUCAUGCCAGCCUCUGGCACUGUUCCUCAGAGCUUACAUCUGGUUGCCCAGAAGUGGAAGUCUAGUGAGGAGUCCUGGGGACCUUGAACAGACAAAGUCACUUGCAAAAAUGUUGGCUUCUGCUUUUUUUUUUUGUUAUGAAUCAAAUUUUGGGGUAAAGAAGUGAAAGCUAAACUGAGUCUAUCGCAAUUUCCGUGUUCCCAUUAUUGCACUAUCAGAGGUUCUUACGGGCUUUGAAACAUUUGUUUGUGCAACUGCUGCCUAAUGAAGGAAAUGUGAUUAUUCCCAAUUUGCAUGUGGGAAGCUGCUUAGGAGAAUAAGGGUGUGAGUUUUCUUGGUAAGGACACCUGCCUAAAAAUCUAGGCCUCUGAUUUAACUUAGUCCAUGGGCUACCCCUGAAAAGCGGUUCAAGUUGGAUGGGAUGAGCUGACCUCCAUACCAGGUGCUCCUUCUGUCUGUAGAUGUCGAUUUGCUUAGAGGUUCACCUCGUUUUUGCAUAGGUAAAGUUAGAGGCAACAGAUCCUACCCCUGUGAUAGACCCGGUGUCACCAUGGAGCUUUGUGGCAGAGCAAACAGUUGAUGUGGCUUCUCCACAGUUGCUGGAUGCUUUUUUUGCUCAGUUAUCUUGCCUUGGAUUCUAUUGUGGUUUCUUUUUUGGCUCAGGAUGAUAAUCCUGAAGUUGUAAGAAACAAGAGACCAAGAGCUUUGGCUGGUCUGUUUUGCCUUGAUAUGUUUUGUUGGGUGUGCAGUGGGUUCACAAAUGUUUUCAGGAUGUUAGAGGCUUUCUUCGUUUUGCUGUGCGCUUUGGUGUGCCGGUAAGAGCCUUGGUGGGGAUGCCAGCAGAGCUGCUGGUGGUCCAGGGUGUUUGGAGAAGAAAGGGUCAACCACUCUGGCAGAAAGUCAUCCUGCAUAUGUAUAAACCCCCUUCUGGACCUAAGCCCAGUGCACCUGACUGAGCCGUCAACCAGCUCUGGGUGACUUAAUUUCAUCUGAAUCCUUGUAGUGAUCAAGCAUUUUGUAGGCAAAUAAUGGCAUGGUUUUCUUCUUUAGAUGGUGGUGAGUGUUGACUUGCAUCCCCCAGUGGUUCCCUCCCUGAGCAGCUGCACCUGGGGCAUUUUUUGGAGGGGAACCAAGUUAUCCUGCUUAAUCGACUCAUCUGGCAGGGUUGUCCUGCUCAGCAGUGGUGAGACAUGAAUUAUCCCUUCCCUUGGUCCACUGCUCUGAGGUUGCAGCUGGUUGAUGCUGUUGAUGUCUGUGCCAGCAGUGCGGGAAGUCCUGACUUACCCCGGUGCCUCCUCGCCAAUAACUUGUACCCAGCGGAGGAAGCUCUGGAAGAAGGGGCUGGUUAGGGUGGACUCAGGUUAUGAGCUUCUUGAGGAACGAUCUAGAUAGGUCAGGAAAGUGAAUCUGACCAUCUGUAUGACCAAUCAACUUAUAACUUUCAUGAGCCUUAACUAGUCAUUAAAAAAGGCUCCAUCUGUCAGAUUCAGGGCCCCCCCAUCAUCUGAAAGGCUAAGGCUGCAUGUGUCUGCUGAGGAGCAUGAAUGGCCACUCAUAACAAAAUGCAGAUAAAUUUUCCAUGUAGUUUAUCACAGAAGAGCAAAUAUUGAUCACCUCUUUUACUUUAUUUUUCUCGAAGCCAUCAGACUGCUGGACAGUGGCCUUGCAAACUGAUGCGUUACCUUCUAGGGACUCAAUGUGCCCGUAGAGCCCCCGCUCAGUUUUGCUGUUCACGAGGAUUUGGUCCAUCUGAGAAAGUACAUUUUCCCUGGCGUGUUCUGGGGAGGUGCGAACCUCUGCGCCCUUAGAGACAGCGGAUCUUGUGAUGGCUCCUCUGUGUUCUGUUUUCUCAGCAACUCCCAACGAGGUGCGAAUUAUGGAUGUUGCGUUUUGACCUUGUGACUGUUAAUAUGUGUCUCUCUGCUAAUUAAUGCACUGUAAUUCCUGUGCUAGCAGAUAUUACCUCUAAAAAUAUCUAGAGGUGCCUCUCUGGUGGUAAGGCCACGGCAAUAAGUUUUAAGCAGGGAAUAUGGUAAGGCCUGAUCCACUCUUUAGCUGUGCCGCAGAAAGCUUCUGGUAAUGGGGCUUAUCAAACUCUCCUGGGGAAGAGAAGCAGGAGAUUUCACGCUCUAAAUGGUGAUGACAUUUGUGUUGAUGUCAGCGGAAACCCAAGCUGUAUGGCUGUAAAGAAAGCUUGUGGAGUGAUGCUUGAAUCUGCCGUCCACGCUGGAAGACAGACCCAAGCUGCUUGGGUAGAGCGUAAGCCCUGCCCUCCAUUCCCAUGCUGGGCAAAUGGGGGGAAACCCUGGUGAUGAACAGUGGAAAGAGUCUUUCGUUCACAUGUUUGUCAGUGGCUGGUACAUAGCUGUUCCUUUAGCAUCCAGGUGGGAAGAGUCCAGCCCAUUGUGUGGGAAGGAACAGAUCUGUUGGCUGCUCUGGAUCUUCUCUCCCCAUCACUAGACAUUGCUACGUGGCCAAGAGAACUGACCCCCUUUAAACAAGCAGACGGGGCCCCAGGGUUGCUUGAGCCCAGCCUUGCUGUAUGUGUUUUCAUUUAGUGAAGCACAGACAGUCAUUGCUUGGCCCUGGACUGCUGCGUCCACACAUCUCUCCUUCCCCAGCCUCUCCGUCGCCGAGCCACAUGUCCUGCUGUGGUAUCUUGCAGACUCACGAGCGCCAAGGGACAGCACAGUUAUUUCUGACCAGAUCAUUUGUGUGCGGUCUUUAUUUUUGUAUUUUCUCGAACACAACUGUUGAGUUUCCUGGAACUGCUUGGCCCAAACCAGAGUCCUUUGCAUGUUAAUAACCUCACAGCUCGUUUGUGCAGCGUGGCGGGUGCCACGUGUGGCUCUCGGAUGUUGCAGGAGAGUGAAAUCAUCCUCCAGAAUAGGAAGCGGUGGCACAACUUCCCCCCGGCUCCAGAGCACUUCUCUUUUUGGCACCAGCAUGCGGGAAGGCGAAGUAAGAAGAUCUCUGUUGAAAAUGCAGAAGUGCAGGUUGCUCUUGGAAACCAUCAUGAGCCCGCGGCGGAGCCCUCGGCUUCGGCCAGUGGGGAGGGGUAUGUUUUUGUGAGGAUGGAUUCAGGCCGGUGGCUUCCUCUUCAGAUGGGAAGUCUCCUCGGUGCGUAACGAGAGGCAGAGGAUGGGUGGAUUGUAGGCUCUGCAGGUUUCGCUCCAGAGAGUUGCUUUCUCCAGUUCUUCUGCCCUUGGGAACGUGUCCCUGCUUACCCGUGUGUUGUCUUCGAUGUCAGCCCCGCUCAUUGUGUAAUCCCACAGGGUUAUUCCUGCUUUUUGUGAUGAUUUGCCUUGUGCUACUGGAGAGGCGGAGCCAUUGUCCAAGCCCCGGCUGUGCUCAUUCAGAUGCUGUUGACUGUUUGCAGCGGGCGCUGCUGAGUUUUUGGCUGGAAUUUUCUUUGACCCCAUUCGAUUACUGAGUCCUACAUGCUCAGCUGUGGGGCAAAAAGAGCAUAGGGAAAGUGGCUCAUGCAAAAACAUCUGGAGCCAAUGCAUUUCCAGAUACACAGAUGACUUUCCAAAGUCACACGGCAGAUCCUGCAGUAGACCCCCCACAACAUAUUUGAGAAGGACUCAGCCGUGGUGCAAGGCACCUGAUGGGGUGUGCGAGCCCAUGUGGGGACAGUAGAGGUGGAUGCAUGGGGGAAAGCAGAUGACAUUAAGGACACGCUAUGGGUGAAGAUGACUGAGGGUCACUUUGCCCGUGUGGGCUCCUGGGUCCCCCGCACAACCUCAGCAGAUCUUUCCUCCUCCAGCCUGCGCUGGGCACAGGUGUUGCUGCAGCUCCGGGAGCUUUGGUGGGUCUGGUGGAAAGAAGAGCCUGUGUCCCCACCAAAGAGCCAUCGCAUCUCUUAGCUCGGCUCUGCUGCCUACUGGAGCACGAUGUUUCUCAGUCUGUUUAGAGAGAUGGUGAGGUUGGGAGGGGCUGGAAGAGAAGCUGUUGUUGGGAGUGCUGUCUAGAGAGGAGGUGCCGUCACGAGGGAAGUGUCUGUGUGUGUUGGCAGUGAGAACAGGCAGAGCGCAGCGGUUGUGGGUCUGAUGCUACAGCUGGUGCAGGACCUUCGCCGUCUUUUCCGAGAUCUACCAGGGCUUUGCCCCGACACCUUGGGAGAUGAAUUAAGAUGCAGCACACCACGUGCACAGAGGACAGGAUCUACCACGCACUGGAACGAUGUCUACACGGGCUUAGCAGAGAUGCUUUCUCCAGCAGAUGGGCUGCUGGGCUGUGCCUGAACUGCUGGAGCCUGCAGGAGCUGGUGAGCCGGGACGCCAGCAACUACCUCAUCCUGGUGGAGAAGAUCCUCGGCAAGGCCAAAGAGGUGCAGGAGAAUUGCGACUACGAUCUCGUGACGCCCCUGGCUCUGCUCUUCUACUACGCGGUGCUGCUCCUCACUUCCCACCAGGCUCAGACCUGCUCCUGAAAGCCGCCAGUGUGUACCACAGCUUCCUGACCUGGCCCGUGCCCUACUGCGACAUCUUCCGUGAGCUGCUCACCUUCAUCAGCGACGAGCUCAAGGCCCCCGGGAUCUCCUUCCAGAGGCUGGUGAGGACGGAGCAGGGGCUGCCCGUGAAGAACCACCAGAGCUCCACCGUGACGGUGCUGCUGCUCAACCGCUCUGAGGUGCAGAGCGAGUUCCUCUCCAUCGCCGAGAAGCUGAGCGCCAGCAAGCACCCACGGCACGGCACCCUUAUCCUGCUCCUCGAGCACCUCUACCAGGCCAACUUCGGCACCCGCUGCGACCUGGGCAGCCUGCACCACCUCCUCAAGUCCAAGACACUGGAAGAGCUCCUGGAGAUCUACGCCAGUGCUGCCGAUGCGCAGGAGAUCGCAGCCGCCAGCAGCGACCCGGUCCUGGCCCGGGAGCGGCUGCAGUCCGUGCUGCGGGACAUCGCCGGCGCCGCGUCCUUCCCGGCCAUCGCGGGAGAGGCUCAGCCCCGCAAACUCCACCCCAUCCCCAUCCCUGCCGCUCGCUGCUACACGUACAGCUGGGAUCAGGAUAACUUUGAUAUCCUCAAUGAUGUCCUCAGCAAAGAGUGCAGCGUUGUUGAGCACAUGGCGUCGGAGAACGAGGAGGAGGAUGAAGAGGAGGAGGUGGAAACUGAUGGCUGUUCGCCCGAGCGGGACUCGCUGCUUUCCCCCAUCUGUGCCAUUUCCAAAGACUCCGUUUACUCAGCACUGUCGGAAGAGGGAUUGAAGUCCUCACGAGUGUCUCUCUUCAACACCUCCAAGGACUCCAUCUCAGAACUGACGGUGGUCUCCAGAAAGUCCCUGAAGUCAUUUGUCUCCAGCCUGAAGGACUGCAUGGACAGUGGGUACGCGGAGGACAGUGACGAAAGCUCCCUGGACACGGCGGGGCGGCUGGAGCUGAAGGUGGAGAAGACCCACCACAAAUACAGACAAACCCUGACCACUAAGAUCUACAAACUCUUCAAAAGCAAAAGCCAGCUGGUCUUGAGGAGGGACCUGAAGGACUGCCCGGACAUGGGCUCGCUCUCGCUGCCCCUGCGCCGGGCCGAGAGCCUGUGCACCCCGCAGGCCAAGCACCGCGUCCCGCCGCGCUCCCGCCGCGCUCACUCAUUGCCGCAGCAUGUCCUGAGCCAGCGGCUGCCGGCCCCGCUCGCCCCGCGCCAGCUCAGCCUCCCCCGGCGGCCCUUCCUCAGCUACGAUGAGGACGCCAAGGUGUCCACGCUGCGCAUCGUGGUCUUCGGCUCCGACCGCAUCUCGGGGAAAGUGGCCCGAGCCUACAGCAACCUCAGGCUCAAGGAGAGCACCUGCCCCUCACUGACAAGGUACUUCAAGCUGCAGUUUUUCUACGUCCCUGUGAAGAGGAGCUGCUUGGCUCCAUCGACACCAGUGAUGCAUCCGUCUCCGUCCCUGGGGGACCCGCAGCUCCGGGCCUCGCCACAGCCGGAUCCCACCUUGGCUCGAAUGGACAGCAGCACCAACGACAUCUCCCACUACAUCGGCAUGUUGGACCCAUGGUACGAGCGCAAUGUUCUGGGACUGAUGAACCUGCCCAUGCACGUCCUGUGUCAGUCGGCCAAGCCGGAGGCCGAGCCCCAGGAGGACUCCCCGGAGCAGCUGCCCAUCCUGGCUGACAUGAUCCUCUACUACUGCCGCUUCGCCAUGCGCCCCGUCCUGCUGCAGCUCUACCAGACAGAGCUCACCUUCAUCGGGGGAGAAAAGAUGACCGAAGUCUUCAUCCAUUCCCUCGAGCUGGGCCACUCAGCGGCCACACGGGCCAUCAAAGCAUCAGGUCCAGGCAGCAAAAGGCUGGGCAUCGAUGGAGACAGAGAAGCCAUCCCGCUAACACUACAGAUCGCCUACAGCAAGACAGCCAUCAGUGGGAGAAGUCACUGGCACGACGUGGAGAAGGUCUGCACAUCCGUCAACCUUAGCAAAGCCUGCAAGAAGUAUGAAGAACUAGCCUCGAAGACAGAGUGUCUCAACCUGACCAUGACAGAGGUGGUCAAAAGGCAAAACUCCAAAUCCAAAAAAAGCUUCAAUCAGCAGAUCAGCGUGUCCCAGAUCAAAGUAGACAAGGUCCAGAUUAUCGGUCUCCAGUCCUCCUUCGCUGUGUGCCUAGACCAGGAUGAGCAGAAGAUCCUGCAGAGUGUAACACGGUGUGAGAUCUCUGUGUGCUACAAACCCAGGGACAGCGAUCUCUUUGCACUGAGAAGGUCCUCAUUGCCUCCCCAGGACCACUCCGAGUUUCAUUCUCUCCUGUGUUUACCCAUUGCCACUUUCAGUGGAGCACUGCCGUAGAAGCACCCUGUGUCCUCUCAGGACAGACUCACGUCCAACACCAAUAUAGCCUCAGGAAAAGAAGGCUGACCGCCCUCCUUUGGGUUGGAGACCCAUCCGUUCUUGUCCAAGACAUCCUGCAGCCCAAAGCGUGAGAGCGGUGACUGAGCUGCUCCUGGGCUGGGCUUAGCCCAUGCUUGGGGAAUGGGAGCGUUGUUCUUGUGCUCUGGUAUCUCUCAGGGUUCCUCAGCAAUGGGAGGAAAGUGGUUUCCUUGAGAUCUCCACCUGGUUCAGCGGACUGCCAACACCUGAUUGGGAGGGCAAGGCGAGGGCAGUGAGAUUUUCCUGCCAGCAAAGGGUUCGGUGGCUGUAUGUGACAGCAGCUGCAAGACCAGUAUGAUCGUGGGGGGCUCGUGGAGGGAAAUUUUGGAAAAUGAAUAUCCUUGGCUGAGUGGUGGUAGGUGGCCUUCAAUGCACACGGAGGUGCAGGCCACCCAACUGAAAUCCUGGUGGCAUGUCACCCGUAACAGGUCACGAUGCUCAGGGCAGUUCUUGAAGGACAGGGACAGGGUUUCUUAACAUUUCAUUUAAAUUCUGAAGGUUGGGUGUCUUGCAGAACAGAGUGACCUAGUUGAAUCCAGGAAGACCUUGGCGUGGGUUGUAGACUGUUUGCAUUCCAGUGAAUCCAGUGCAAUAAGCCAUACCAGGGCAUGGAUAGCUUGUCACGUAUAUAUGUAUGUUUACUGUAAAUCCAGGACCUGCAGGAGAUGAACUUCCAAUUCCUGCAGAAUUCACCUAUGAGAUGUACUCCCUGAUCAGCUCAUGUUCUUGUGCUCACCAGCACUGUACCCUAGAGAUAGCCCAGAGCCUGAAUCCUCAAUAGUUGCUUGAAAUAUGACAGGAACCAUGCUCGCACUCACAAGAGGGAGGGAAAUACCGGGGAAACCACUGGGAUUGCCUUAAGCUCACCCAAAGAGGCAGCUUUGCUAGAGAAGGACCCAGCACUAAAAACACUAGCGACACUUGUAAGUGACAAUAGGAUUUGAGAUCCCCCCAUCCCCUGCAAAGAGGCUUUCCAUCCUCCUCUGCAAGGCUGUAGGUACAGAAAGGUGCAAUAUUUGAGGGGUUUUAGAGGUAUUCCGACCCUUGCCUGGUUUCAUAGCUCUCAGGCUGUUUCUCAGUUGGUUUUGGUGGUUGCACUAAUGAUAACAGGCAGAAGCACAUGCUGCCUGCUACAGGCUAAAAGGAGCUUAACGCUGAGGACAUCAGAUCCCUGGAAAAGUCUGGAAGGGACCCUCAAUGCUGCUGGGGUCUGCAGGGCUCAGCCACAGCGUGAUCAGUUCAGCGCGGGUCCCCUGGUCCUCCUGAGAACAGGACCUGAUCAGCUCUUAGCACUAGUUAGAACAAGGCUGGGCCCUGUCCCCAAGGGCUGGUGUCAUUUGAGGUUAAAUCUGCCAGGAAAAGGGCCAGAGUCCCUGGGGGCUUCAGUUGUCUGCGGGGAGCAUGUGUCAGGCUUGUCCGCUGGAUUCCUCCACAUCCCUCCUGAAGUGUCUGGGGAUCCCUGCUGUGCUGUCCACUCUGAUCCUGGCCACACGGAACCUGCUUUCCGUCCCUGCUGCCUUUGUCAUUUGGGGACAGCUUGGUCUGGGCCCAGUGGUGAACAUCGUGGGUGGAGAAGGUGCCAGCUGGCUCCUUGGUGGCCUCAGCAGCUCUGGCUGCAGCUUCUGCCAAUGGCCAGAAAUAAGCAAAAUGGGAUGUGAACAUGGUCCUGGGGCCUCUGCGCUUCAUCCUUCUACUUGAAUAAACCAUCCCAAGGAUGGUGUUGCAUUGUGGACUCCAAGAAGAGACUUUUACGUGGGGUGAAGCAUCACUUGAACGUAAGCAGGUGCGCUGGCUCCACCGUGAUGCAAACACAGCUUGGACACCCAGCAAGGACCCACCUUCCCUGGCCACACAGCAGCUCCAGGAGCUCCCAUCGUCUCCUGUGUGCGUGGAGCAGCGCCUGUCCUUGCGGGCAGCGGGGACACGGAGCCCCUGCCGGGUGCUGCUGGGCCGUCCCUGCUCUCGCAGGGGGGCAGCACACGCUGAGGUCGCUGCCGUGCACUCCUGCACAUCAGUAUUUUAAGUCCAAUAGGCUCAAGGGAUCAGAAACGUAUUUUAAUAGCUCUUUCCAUGCACUUGGAAAAAGUUUCUUCACUGACUUUUCAUUUUCCAAACAGGUUUGUGUGCGUCUUCUCAAAUGGGGCUGAAGUUUGACAGCUGGUGGUUUUUUUUUUUUUUUGUUCAAUACUUCAAAAUAGCACCUUAUCCUGUCAAAACAUUGCUAUUUGUGAUCGUGAUAUCCAUGGCUAAAUAUAUGCCUGCUGCCGUUAAUGAUAUAAACCUCCUUGGUUUCAGCCGGCCUUAUAGAAAUACUAGAGAAGAGAAUUUCCGUCUCAUAGAGAAAAACAAGCGCAAACUCUGGGGACUCAUAAUCCUGAUUAAGGUUUUGACCUCUGAUGCUUUCUGGAAAUGAAAGAAGUCCGAGGUUCUUUCAGGUCAUCCUUGUACAUAUGUGCAGCCGUGUAAAGUCUGUGCUGAUCUGUAAAAUACUGUUCAAAGAACUUUUAAGGUAAUUGUAAAAUAUUAAAUGUUGAUUUAUUUCAAGUA